Molecule: messenger RNA, 496 nt
Organism: Anoplophora glabripennis (Asian longhorned beetle)
Lineage: Eukaryota; Metazoa; Arthropoda; Insecta; Coleoptera; Cerambycidae
Exons: 3
Source: RefSeq, a predicted model, not a curated record
CAUANGCCUCCCAGUUCCACGCCUAACACCCAAUUACCGCCUGAGCCUCCGAAAGUCCCCACGCCGGAACCGCCCAAGGAGGUACCCAAGUUCGUUCCUGGCAUGCUAGCGCUCUGCGCCGGCUGCGGAUAUCUCUCGGAAGACUUCGCCAAGUGUAUAAGGUGCGGCAGGAAGCUGCCGGACAACGUGAAAGCAAUUCCGGCUACGAUACGUUCCAGUAACGGGCAGAAGAAGGACCUCCAAGGCGUGCACCAGCAACCGAAGAUAGCGAUUAACCUGAAGCCCCAGAGUCCGUCGAAGAAAAAGGCUACCAAAGCUUCUAAGGUCGUGGAGCAUGAGAGCGUAGUGAUUAGUUCUGAUGAGGAGGAGGAAGAUAAGCCUACGAAAGUGGACGAUAAUAUUCUGCAGAAGCUCGGCUCCUCGAUAACUAUUAGCCCCGUGACCAAAGAACCCUCGACUAACGAUAUCCAGAAGCACAGCAUCGUUAAACCAAAAG